AUGUCGAAAAAGAGUGAUGCUUCUCUGAAAAGGUGGUCUCUCAUACGAAAUUAUAUACUCAAUCCGACUAAACUGUCAGCCAAACCCUGUGAUUAUUUGUACUCGGCCAAUAUUUUUGGCCUCUUUGAGGUCAUUCAAGUUAUUGAAUCCCCCUCAGCUGUCACCUGGCGUUUGACACCACAGGUUGCUCCAGGAUCUUGUAAAUACCUUACCCUCGCAAUUCCAAAAACUCCAAUAGAAGUACAGAGCAGGGUGGAGGAUUUAGUAGGAUUCGAUCGUACUGGUAUAGCCGUGAUCUUAUGGCCAUGUGAACUUCUUCUUGCUUACUUCUUCAUGCUUCCUCCUGGACGUAUUCAGAAUGUUCUCCAGCUGCCAGUUCCCUGUAAGCGAGUUAUUGAAUUAGCUGCCGGUGGCCUUGGUAUCGGUGGAAUCGCUCUUGCGUCCGUCUUUCCCGAUCUGAAUUACAUUGCUUUGACAGACGGAAAUGAAAAAUGCGUCCAGAAUUUGGAAAACGUCAUUAAGGAAGGUAAUUAUAUCUUCCAUUCCAAGUUAGAAUCUGCGCUUCUUCGUUGGUCUAACGAUAUUGAAAAAGAGCCUUCUAUUCCAAAAGAUCAUAAUGACUGGAGGAAUUCGUUCGACCUUGUAUUCACCGCCGAUUGCUUCUUUAAUCAGUCUCAUGGUGGUCUUCUGCGAUGCAUUGAUUUUCUUCUUUCCAAGAACUCUGGUUCGACAUUCCUUGCGUUUGCUCCUCUUCGAAGUAAUACUUUGAAGAGUUUCGUAGAAUCAGCAUCGUCAGAAGAAGUUUGCGAACGCUUUCAGUGGUCUCUCAAAUUUCUUAGACCAGAGGAGGUCUUUCCAGAACUUUCAGGAGAUGAGGAAAAGAUGGUUCCUCAUAUGGUCUACAUCCAGCGUUGCUAG
Rodentolepis nana is the source of this 918-nucleotide messenger RNA. Lineage: Eukaryota; Metazoa; Platyhelminthes; Cestoda; Cyclophyllidea; Hymenolepididae. The record is from the annotation of a GenBank genome assembly.